AGGUGACCCAACCAUCAACCCCUGAAAAAGGCGGCCAUAAAACGCCCAGGAGACGAAGAUGAUGGCAGGCCGUGACCCCAAAAGUGGGGCAAACAGACUCGUGAGAGUCCACACCUUCCAGAAGCAGCAGAGGGCCCCAGUUGGGCCAAGGGCUCCCCCACCUGAUGAAGAAGAUCCCAGGGUCAAGUGCAAAAACUGUGGGGCCUUUGGCCACACGGCCAGAAGUACCAGGUGCCCCAUGAAGUGCUGGAACGGAGCCCUGGUUCCCCAGACCUUUGGGAGAAAGGAAGGGAAGGAAAACCUGAAACCAUGGAAGCCCCAGGUUCGAGGGAACCCGGGGCCCUUGAACAAGGAAAAGGGAGAGAAGGAAGAGAGACCAAGGCAACAAGACCCGCAGAGGAAGGCUCUCCUCCAGAUCCUUUCCGGGAAACCUCCAGAGAAGCCGCUGCCAAAUCGAAAAGAAUCCAUGGAAUCUCGUGAUUGUCUGAGGGUGAAGGCAUCUGAAGAUGCCGUAUUUCCUGUUGCUUUCUUUCCGUGCAAUGAUGGCAAGCCUGCCAACAACGUCUUCCUAGCGGCCUGA
This is a messenger RNA of Piliocolobus tephrosceles (Ugandan red Colobus), 580 nucleotides long. RefSeq names its product putative protein FAM90A26. The record is from RefSeq and is a predicted model, not a curated record. The coding region runs from base 59 to 580 and encodes 173 amino acids. The transcript is spliced from 4 exons. Lineage: Eukaryota; Metazoa; Chordata; Mammalia; Primates; Cercopithecidae.